Leishmania braziliensis MHOM/BR/75/M2904 is the source of this 1578-nucleotide messenger RNA. RefSeq lists its product as hypothetical. The record is from RefSeq and is a predicted model, not a curated record. NCBI's taxonomy places the organism in Eukaryota, Euglenozoa, Kinetoplastea, Trypanosomatida, Trypanosomatidae. The transcript has a single exon. Gene Ontology annotation, molecular function: GTP binding. The coding region runs from base 1 to 1578 and encodes 525 amino acids.
AUGCGAUUAGCACCGUGUGCACGGCUUGCGACCGUGUCUGGCGGGCUGCUGCACUCAUCACGCUUGCUGUUGCAGCAGGGCUCGCGGCACAAGAUCGUUAUUCCCCCGCUGUCGACGUUAGGCGGUGACUCAGCUGGAUCGUCGACCACAUCUUUUUCAUCAUCGCUCUCGCCCUACGCCAGGGAGUACGAACAGCACCGUCGCGUCAGCUCUGCCGUCGCGCCGUUCCUGCCAGCGGAGAGCGCGGCGGAGCUGCAACGUGCGCAGCAGCUGGACGCCUUUCGCGAAGGGAAUGAGGCGGUAGUGGAAAAGCUGUGGCGGGACUCGAAGUCGCACCUGCGCAAGCAGCAGAAGCUUGUGGAGGAGUACGGUGUGGAUGGCGCCGUGCGCGAGACGCUACAGCCUAGUACCACCUCGUUUCGUGAGCACCUUCGCCAGCGGCCGCUUGACCGCGCCAUCUUACAGGAGAUUUACCUUGGCUUGCAUGGCCGCCGCAUUGAGAGGAAGCUAAAGCGCGGUGUCUCUUGGGAGCACUGGAUUACGAAAGGCGACGGCACGGCACCGGUCUUUGGCACAUCGAGCAAAGCCCAACAAACUUUCGCGUUCGGCGGUAACAUUCAGCAAGCGCGCUGCGCCACCCACCCACAGCACUUUCCCGUGUUGCUCAGCCACGCCGCAGUCAACGCAACAUCUUCCGCCACGGGCGGACCGGGAAAGCGAAGGUGCAACACCAAGCAGCAUCAGAGGCAGCUUCAACACCAGCACCCUCCGCAGAAGUCAGCCCCUCGGCUGCACCCUCGGCACAGCUUGCUGCCCGAGGUAGCAUUCAUCGGCCGUACGUCCAGUGGCAAGUCGUCCCUUGUGAAUGCCAUCGUGAACGCGAUGAUCACACCGUACGGUCACCUCCGCGGCACGACGAGCUCACUGCGUUUUUACAACAUUGCGAACCGCUUGUUGCUGGUGGACUGCCCCGGAUAUGGCCAUUAUGACUCGAUGUGCACUCCCGCGAUCGACGCCGAGAACGCCGUGCGGGCGAUGCGGGCGUACCUGAAGGCAUGCGCGGCACCCGGUGCUGUGCAGAGGAUGCAGCGGCACCGCCGCCAUGGAACGUCAGUCGCGACUCCCCACCAACCGAUGAGGGAGAGAAGCGACAAGUCGACUGAGUUGAAUGCAGACGGAGUGGAAAAGGGUGACAAUGAGGUCGACGGCGAUCGUGGGUGUGGUGGUAAGGAGCCUCUCCUGCUGUACCAACCACGGAACAUCAAGCGUGUGUUUCUCUGCGCCUCCGCGCAGGGGUUACAGCACCUAGACUACGCAUACUGCGACAUGCUCGAGGCUUAUCAUAUACCUUUCACAGUGGUGCUGACCAAGACAGACGCGGCCCCCAUCCGCUUCCUUGCCCGGCUCACGGACUACACGCGCAGCCAGCUCGUGCGCUACAUCCAGUGCAAAGAGAUUCUGCUGACGAGCUCGCUGCGCAUUGCCGGGAUCGACAAGGUGCAGGAGUUGCUAGGGAGUUUCGCUGUCGCUGAUGAUCCACUGCACGGCGCGACAGCAGACUUUAGCUCCAUUGUGUAG